Molecule: messenger RNA, 1650 nt
Organism: Macroventuria anomochaeta
Lineage: Eukaryota; Fungi; Ascomycota; Dothideomycetes; Pleosporales; Didymellaceae
Exons: 5
Coding region: 1-1650 (549 amino acids)
Biological process (GO): protein phosphorylation
Molecular function (GO): ATP binding; protein kinase activity
Source: RefSeq, a predicted model, not a curated record
AUGUCGGAAGCGGCUGUAGGAGGAAUUGUCCUAGCCAUCCCCGGCAUCAUCGAUCUUUGUUUGAAAUAUGGCCACUUCUUGAAGCAGAAGAUCGAAACCUAUCGGCACAUGCAAGAAAUUGCGAGGCUUGAUCACUUCAUAGUCGAGCUCGUCCAAGGCGAACUGCACAUACUUCUCACCUUUUUCUAUUCAUUACAUGGAACUCAGCCACUCGAGGAUCAGACACGAACACUCUUUGAACAGCUUCGACUUCUGCUCGAAAGGAUUGUCGCUCAAUUCUCUGUCUCGGACCCCAGUGUUUGGGUCAAGAUCAAAUUCUCUUUUCAUGGUAGGAAAUCUCUGGACAAUGCAUGUGGAGAGCUGGAGCAAUGGUAUAUACGGUUUCUCAGGCGUGCUGUAGUCUUUCUUGUCUUUGGAGGGCCUGGGACAACAGCAACUGGAUCUGCCGCCAUGGGCCAUUCUCAAGUCUUGAGCCGAGUUCAACGCAUCCGAAGAGCAAUCCUCGACCCAGUGCCAGAAUCAAUAAUGACAAAACUCCAGCUUGACGCCUUUGAGAGCAGUGUCAUAUUACGAAAGCUAGACAGAUCUAGUGUCUAUGCAUCAGACGUUGGGUCAGAGCUAGUGGAGUAUCGUACGUACGAUGCCCGCGCACCUCCCGGAGAAAUUAAGGCAACCCGGUCACUGAUUCGAGACUUCGCUGCUGCGCUCCACGAGAGCGAUCCUUCAACAAUGGGCUUGCUUCGUUGUAAUGGAUUUUCAGCGGAGCCAGUGUACAACAGAUUCGCUCUCCGCUUCCAAUACCCUGUCGGAAAGACUGGCCCCCAUACUCUCGAGCAUCUUCUCACCCAUGCAUCAAAUCAGUCUCCUGGAAUCCGCCACUCCUUGAGUGACCGAAUAGCACUCGUGCGGAAGCUUGCAUCGGCCGUUCUAUACGUCCAUAGCUGUGGUUUUGUGCAUAAGAACAUCCGCCCGGGAAACAUUCUCAUUUUCGACACCAUCGCACCAGAAGGCACAAAUCCGGCGAAAACGGCUUUUCCCAAUGUAGUCGGUGAGCCAUUUCUCGUUGGGUUUGACAGCGUACGCAAAGCUGCAGCUGCAUCCAGCAUGAUCCGGGUCGAAGAAUGGAGAAAGAACAUCUACCUUCACCCUGACCGGCACCGAAUGGCACAAGGCGACGAAUUUACCAUGCGCCACGACAUAUACAGCCUCGGUGUAGUACUUCUCGAAAUUUCGCUUUGGGAUACGUUCACAAAUAAGGAGACCGGAAUCGGCAAGUAUCUUUGGGAAAAGCGUGAAGGUGGACAGGUGCUGCGUACACCGGAAGUUCUUCAAGCUAGAUACCUCGAAAUUGCAAGGUCUCAGGUGCCGCGAGUCUUCGGGAACAAAUACCGAGACGUGGUGAUCUCCUGUUUAGAAGGGUUAAAAAAUGAAGAGGAAGCAAAUUACUAUUUCAGGCAAAUAGAAAUGCAAUUCUCAAGCACAGCCACGGAACUUGCUGCUGCUGCCUGGCGCACCGUUGUUAUUGCGGAUGUCAUCGCACCUUCACUCUUCGGAACCAGUGCACCACAUCGCCGCUUCCGAUAUACCUUCACCAAUACAACAACAGCUUGUGUCAUCGAUCUCUUUUGUUUGUUGGACAUCUACUGCUAA